Molecule: messenger RNA, 5781 nt
Organism: Carassius carassius (crucian carp)
Lineage: Eukaryota; Metazoa; Chordata; Actinopteri; Cypriniformes; Cyprinidae
Gene: rapgef2b
Product: Rap guanine nucleotide exchange factor 2b
Exons: 31
Coding region: 537-5411 (1624 amino acids)
Biological process (GO): small GTPase-mediated signal transduction; positive regulation of ERK1 and ERK2 cascade
Molecular function (GO): guanyl-nucleotide exchange factor activity; protein binding
Source: RefSeq, a predicted model, not a curated record
GAGGCGGUCGGUCGGUCGGUCACCAUGGUGGUGGCUUACAACAGCGAGCCCGGACUGCAGACCAUCCGUCGCGUUUAGACGUUCAAACACUAUUUAUAAAUGCUGCCAUUGACCCUCCGCUGCUUUGCAAAUGGCUUAAAAUGGAGAAUCACCCAACGCAUGGAUUGCACUUUGUUUUAAAAUGGAAAACUGAAGAAGCUAGAACAGCGAACAGGAGACAAACGGAAUGCUGAAAAAUGCACCCGUCUGCGUAAAACACAGACGUACCGCUGCAAAAACCUUUCAUUAACACAGAAUCGCCUGUCAAGUCCCAGCUGAAGCCUCAGCGGCUGGAGCAGGAAAAGCAGACUGUCUGGUUUUGUAAGACUGGGACGAGGGACAGUAAGAGAGUUGCUGGCUUAAGAUUGUGGCCUGGGGACAGGCUCUCCUCUGCAGUUGCUGCUAUAUAAAAGCGUCUUUGAACCACUAAAAAGCCAAUAGUGAGAUUCGUUUUGGAUUAUUUGACUUAACUGUUGUGCGCGAUUGUUUUGAAAACCAUGGCGUCCUAUGUGGAUAACAGUUUUCGGCAGGCGGUGAUGGUGAAUCCUUCAGACAGGACGCAACAGAACCUGGAGAUCGUUUAUUCCUACUUGCAUGGAAUGGAGGCGCUGUCCAAUCUUCGGGAGCACCAGCUGAGGAUAAUGUGUGAAACCAUCCGCUACGAAAGACAUGAAGCCAACGAAGUGCUCUAUUAUCCGGAUGACAUUGGCACGUGUUGGUACAUUCUGCUUUCUGGAUCGGUCUUCAUCAAAGAGUCCAUGUUCCUGCCACGCUCCAGUUUUGGGAAAAGGUCUGCUGGGAGUUUACGCCGUGGAUGUGAGUGCAUCGUUCUGGAGCCAUCCGAGAUGAUUGUGGUGGACUAUAUGGAUGAGAAUGAGGAGUAUUUCCAGCGGCAGGCAUCGCACCGACAGUCCCGCCGAAGGUUUCGCAAGAUCAACCAGAAGGGCGAGCGACAGACCAUCAUCGACACCGUAGAGCCAUAUCCCACCGGCAAGCCGCCCGUUGCACGGGGAUACCAUACGGAAUGCGUUAAGGCUCAGCUGCCGGCAGACUUCAGCAGAUUGCACCUGGCAGACGGGAUUCACCCGCAGGUGACACACGUUUCCUCCAGCCACUCAGGAUGUAGCAUCACCAGUGAUUCUGGGAGCAGCAGCCUGUCGGACAUUUACCAGAUGCUUUUAUCCAAAUCAUCUUACUCAAGUGCAUUUAAGGCCACCGAGAGUGAGCCCUGCGACAUGGACCUCAGUGGCCUGCCAGAGACAGCCGUUGACUCCGAGGAGGAUGAUGAUGAGGAAGAUAUCGAACGUGCCUCCGAUCCCCUCAUGAGUCGAGACAUUGUCCGAGACUGCCUGGAGAAAGACCCCAUGGACCGAACGGAUGAUGACAUAGAGCAACUGUUGGAGUUCAUGCACCAGCUACCGGCCUUUGCCAACAUGACCAUGUCUGUCAGGAGGGAGCUUUGUGCUGUCAUGGUGUUCGCUGUGGUGGAACGGGCCGGCACAGUCGUUCUUAAUGAUGGCGAAGAGCUGGACUCGUGGUCUGUGAUUCUGAACGGCUCAGUGGAGGUGACGCACCCAGAUGGCCGGACAGAAAUCCUGUGCAUGGGCAACAGCUUCGGUGUGUCCCCCACCAUGGAGAAAGAGUACAUGAAAGGGGUGAUGAAGACCAAGGUGGAUGACUGCCAGUUUGUUUGCAUAGCACAGCAAGAUUACUGCUGUAUCCUUAACCAAGUGGAGAAAAACAUGCAGAAAGUGGAAGAGGAGGGUGAGAUAGUGAUGGUGAAGGAACACCGUGAGCUAGACCGCACAGGCACCAGGAAAGGGCACAUUGUCAUCAAAGGCACACCAGAGCGUCUUACCAUGCACCUUGUAGAAGAGCACUCAGUGGUGGACCCCACCUACAUCGAAGACUUCCUGCUUACCUACCGCACCUUCCUGCCAAGCCCCAUGGUGGUAGGCAAGAAACUGUUGGAGUGGUUCCAUGACUCCAGCCUCAGGGACAAGGUUACACGGGUAGUCUUGCUGUGGGUGAACAAUCACUUCAACGACUUUGAGGGUGACUCUGCAAUGACUCAUUUUCUUGAGGAGUUUGAGUACAAUCUGGACAGAGAGAAAAUGUGUGGGCACCUAAGACUGUUAAACAUAGCAUGUGCUGCCAAAGCUAAGCUGCGGGUGGUGACCCUGACCAAACCCUCGAGGGAAGCACCCCUGUCUUUCACCCUGCUGGGGGGUUCAGAGAAGGGCUUUCGCAUUUUCAUUGACAGCGUGGAGCCAGGCAGCAAAGCUGCAGAGGCCGGCCUUAAACGAGGAGAUCAGUUACUAGAGGUCAAUGGACAAAACUUCGAAAAUGUGCCAUUAUCCAAAGCCAAUGAGAUUCUCAAAAACAACACGCACCUGUCCAUUACUGUGAAAACCAAUCUCUUAGUGUUUAAGGAGCUAUUGGCCAGGCCUGACCAGGACCAGGAGCUAGAACAGGAGGAGGAGCCAGACAGGAAGAAUGGGGCACCUCACAUCCCCAAAAUUGGGGACAUUAAGAAAGCCAGCCGCUACUCCAUCCCUGACCUGGCUGUGGAUGUGGAGCAGGUCAUGGGCCUUGAGAAAGCUAGUAAGAAAGCCAAGGCCAACACCGUAGGUGGCAGAAACAAGCUGAAGAAGAUCUUUGACAAGACACUGACCAGUAUUCUUCCACCCAAACCUUACAAUGAUGUUGGCGUGGGACAGUCACAGGAUGACAGUAUUGUGGGGCUAAAGCAGUCAAAGCAGAUCCCUCCUGCCCUUCCUGUAAGUGGAAACCUUUCAUCAAGCAACCCUGACCUGCUGCAGUCACACCAUCGCAUACUCGACUUCAACAACCAGCCUGACAUGUCAGACCAGGUAUUGAGAGUGUUCAAGGCAGACCAGCAAAGUCGGUACAUCAUGAUUGGGAAGGACACCACAGCAAAAGAAGUCGUAGCUCAGGCCAUCCGAGAGUUUGCCUUGACCGCUGCUCCUGAAGCAUAUUCGUUGUGUGAAGUGUCAGUCACUCCUGAGGGAGUUAUCAAGCAGCGGCGACUCCCUGAGCAACUCUCCAAACUGGCUGACAGGAUCCAGCUGAGUGGCAGGUACUACCUGAAAAGCAACAUGGAGACAGAGACACUGUGCUCGGAUGAAGAUGCCCAGGAACUGCUAAGGGAGAGCCAUAUUAGCCUGCUGCAGCUUAGCACGGUGGAAGUGGCGACCCAGCUGUCCAUGCGCGCAUUUGAGCUGUUCUGUGCCAUCGAGCCCACAGAGUACAUUGAUGACCUGUUCAAGCUGAAAACUCGCCUAACCAGACCCCCCAGCCUCAAGCUCUUUGAGGAUGCCAUCAAUCGGGAGACCUUCUGGGUGGCCACAGAGGUGGUCCGUGAGCCCAACCAGCUCAAACGCAUGAAGAUCAUCAAGCACUUCAUAAAGAUCGCACUGCAUUGCCGCGAGUGCAAGAACUUCAACUCCAUGUUUGCCAUCAUCAGUGGUCUGAACUUGGCACCGGUGUCCAGACUGAGAGGCACAUGGGAGAAAUUGCCCAGCAAAUAUGAGAAGCUGUUUAGUGAUCUUCAAGACCUAUUUGAUCCCUCCAGGAAUAUGGCAAAGUACCGGAAUCUUCUGAACAGCCAGAACCUGCAGCCACCCAUCAUCCCACUUUUCCCUGUAAUCAAGAAGGAUCUCACCUUCCUGCAUGAAGGAAAUGACUCGAAGGUGGACGGUUUGGUGAACUUUGAGAAACUGCGGAUGAUUGCUAAAGAGAUCAGACAUGUAGGCCGAAUGGCAGCUGUAAACAUGGACCCUGCUCUGAUGUUCAGAACCAGGAAGAAGAAAUGGAGGAGUUUAGGGUCACUCAGCCAGGGGAGUGCCAAUGCGGCCGUCCUGGAUGUAACCCAGACGGGCGGGCACAAGAAGCGGGUCAGACGGAGUUCCUUCCUCAAUGCCAAGAAGCUGUAUGAGGAUGCACAGAUGGCACGCAAGGUCAAACAAUACCUGUCCAACCUCACCCUGGAGACGAAUGAGGAGAGCUUGCAGACACUCUCAAUUCAGUGUGAGCCUUCAGUCAACACAUUGCCGAAGAGUUCCGGGGACAGGAAAAGACCCGACACAUCGCCUGUAGUUGCACGGGCCGCCGCUCACCAGCGCCAGCAGCUUCAGAAAGCCAACCAGGGGCUUCAAGUGCCUGCCGUAGCCCUUUACCCAUCACGCAAGAAAGUGCCAGUCAAAGACUUGCCACCAUUUGGCACAAGCUCACCACAGUCUCUGAAAAAGAUACUGUCCCUUUCAGAGGAGGCAGGAGAGAGACACAGGAAACAGACAGAGGAUAGUGUGUCCAACAACUCCUCACAGCUUUCGUCUCCUCCUACAUCUCCUCACAGCUCACCUAAGAAAGGUUAUGGAAGAGCAGGUGACUACCUGUCGGACUCUGGCCACAGUGAGAUCUCCUCACGCUCCAGUCUGGUGAGCACCUCCUCCCUGGAUAUGGGACAAGAUGAACGCAGGCAUCGAUAUGGAGUAAUUGCUGGGGAGGCCCAUGGCAGUAGCCACCGGCUAGAACGCAGGGCUACUGCUGAUCCCGACCAGUACAGCUUGGGGUCCUACUCAUCAAUGCAGGACUGCCGGGGUCUGUAUGCGGGCGCCACCGUGCUGUCUUCCCCCAGCUCAGAGGAGCUUACCCAGGACCAAGGUGACCGAGUGUCUCUCGAUGCUGCUGAUUCUGGUCGUGGCAGCUGGACCUCAUGUUCCAGCGGCUCCCAUGACAACAUUCAGACCAUGCAGCAGGGCCGUAGCUGGGAGGCACUUGCAGAGGGUGCAGGGCUUUGGGGAAGCAGAGGAAGCUGGGCGUCUGCCUGCUCCUCUUCGUCCUCUGUGGCAUGUUGGGGCGAGGAAUCUGAGGGAGACACAGGCACCAUCAAACGGAGAGGAGGGAGGGAUGUGACCACAGACCCAGAGACCAGCAGCAUCACUUCCACUGGUUCAGAAGAGUCCAGACAGCACAGUCGACGCCCCUCACCCAUCACUGCAGGCAACACCAAAGCUGUGAUCACACGGAAGGACGGUCGUUACCGGGAUCCUCCUCCCACGCCACCGGGCUACACAGCACUGAGUAUCACAGACGUAACUGAGGGUACGGCUCACUCGGGCAGGAGACCACCAGACUACACCACCGCCUUGCAGCGCUCCCGUCUUGUCACACAUUCCCCCGACUCCCACCACCCCCCAGCUGCGGGAAAACCCACCCAUUCGCUGGACCCCCGUGGCCGAGAAGAGGAGGAGGCAGAGGAGGUGGAAGAGGAGGGUGAGUGCUUGUCUCCCAAACUCAGAGCUCAAAGGAGGAGAGGUCCACACACAGCAGUUCCCCCCAGGCCAUGAGUUACAUACACCACCCCAACAGGAAGAGGAUGAACAGGUGUCUGCUGUUUGAAAAGGGGGCGACACUGGCUGCACUGCUGCAUUAACUGAUGGCCCAUAUGGGGCAUUCACAGGUCCGACAGACAGACCAUCCAGUCUACAUUUUGACGGCACUGCCUCUCUCCCUCCUUAAUGAUGGAUUCAUCUCCCUUCCCUGCCUUAAUGCAUCAUGGGGGGUUUAAUGCCCUGCAUGCUAAGAAAUACUGUGAAGAAAGUAGGCGUGCAAAAAAAUAACUUAUUUGGCACUUUGGAGAAUGGAAAAAUGUACUGAACUGAAACUCGAACACAGCGCUUUAACAUUCACACACACACACACACACACACACACACA